GGCACAUGAAGGCUGUCAGCGGUCUGAGUUGGUGCUGUAGCUUAGCUUAGCCUAACUCUAAAAUAAUGUCUCAGCCGCCUCCUAAACCGUGGGAAAGACGGAUUCCUGGAGCUAUAACAGCUCCACUAAACUAUCGGUCUACAGACUUUGCUGCAGCAUCAGUGAGCGGACCCCCAGCAUCAGGCCCGCCGGUCUUAACGCGUGUGCCGCCUCCAGUCCCUCCACGGCCUGUCCAGCAGACCUACCGUCCGGCCUAUAGCUCCUUCCCCUCCUCCUAUAGCCCCUACAGCUAUGGUGGAGGCUAUAGCCCCUUCAGUUACGGCGGAUACGGCCUGGGAGGCGGUUUGGGCUACAGCCGCUUCCGCCUGGAGGACGUACCACCUAGCCGCUUCGUCCAGCAGGCGGAGGAGAGCAGCCGGGGCGCGUUCCAGUCCAUCGAGAGCAUCGUGCACGCCUUCUCUUCGGUCAGCAUGAUGUUGGACGCCACCUUCUCGGCCGUCUACAACAGCUUCCGCGCUGUGCUGGACGUGGCCAACCACUUUUCCCGCCUACGCGUCCACUUCACUAAAGUGCUUUCCGCCUUCGCCUUGGUGCGCACUCUGCGCUACCUUUACCGCCGCAUUCAGAGGAUUCUGGGAUUACGGCCAGACCUGGACGCUGAGGAUCUGUGGGCAGACAGCGUGGUGCCCACCGCCGGGGCCAGAGGACCGGGCCUGGACGAUUCCAGAGCAAACUCUGUUAAGUCUUGGCCCAUUUUUCUAUUUCUUGCUGUGGUUUUUGGAGGGCCGUACCUGAUCUGGAAGCUGCUAAGAUCCGAGGAGAGCGCAGAGGAGAGCGGCACUAACUGGGCGGGCGGUGAGGAUGACCAUGUGGUGGCUCGAGCUGAGUAUGAUUUCACCGCUGCUUCUGAGGAGGAGAUCUCCCUUCAGGCAGGAGACAUGCUCAAUCUGGCUCCCAAGGAGCAACAGCCGAGGGUGCGUGGCUGGCUGUUGGCCAGCGUGGACGGACAGACCACUGGACUGGUCCCGGCUAACUACGUCAAAGUCCUGGGCAAGCGGAGGGGCAGGAGGCAGGCAGAGCUGGAGAGGCUGGCCCAGAUGCAGCAGGGUCAGCAGGUUCUACAGCCAGAACGAGGUCCGGUUACAGCCUCGGCGGGACGUCCAGACCCAGAAGAGCUGCUGGAGUCUGUGUAUAGCGAAGCACCUGUAUCACACACGCACUUAUCUAACACUGCUGCCACAGAUUGUGCUGGAGACUGCAGAGAAAAUAGACUUGUGAGUGUUUAUGUAUGUGUAGUAAGAGUCGGUUUGUGACUGCUUGAGUGGGUUAUAGACAUUAUAUCUCACUGACAAAAACAUUAGCAUGCAUCUUUUCUUUUUUAAUACGUGGUGACACGCCCCUUUCUCUCAAUAACAGCGGAUAUCCCGCCAGGUAAGGAUUACACCAGUCUCUUGAGAGAGUCCUUGUUUAUUCUAGUCCACUCAUCCACAAACUGGGUGAACAUUUGGGCCAUUUCCUUCUGCUGUUCCAGAUUGAUGAUUGGGAUUGAGGUCUCCCAGUCACAAACAAACACCCUACAGUUGUCAUCCGAGAAUGUGGGAGUGUCAGUGUUAUGUUCUGCUCUGAGUGGACUAGAAUGGACACGAACUAUCUCGGGAGACUGGUGUAAUCCUUGGUGCUGUUAUUGAGGCAGUUGGGUGUUUGGCCAAGUGUUGGAGAAGAAAUGAUGCUAUUUCUUGUCUGGAGAGAUCAUGAAAGAGUGUCUUUGUGUGUGAAUAGCUCUGAAAACUCCAUCAAAAGGGGAACACUUGGAAACAUGGCCAUAACUCUACUGGACUGAUGAUCUUUAAAGUUAGAAUCGGGGCUGCACGAUAUGGACAGAAUGCUAGUAUUGUGAUUGUAUUGCUGGACAUUCUUCAGUACAUUUAAAACAGAUGGAGAAUCAGUUUUGUGACAUGGUUAAAAAAUUGGCCUGCGUUAUUUUGACCACAGUAGUUAAUGAAUUACAGGAAUGAUUCAUCAAAAUGGCCACAGAAGCCCAUCUGGAACUGUGAUUGGUCAGGAUGCUCUCAGCACACGCUCUGAUUGUUUAGAAGGGUAAUUUAUGACAUCCUGCCAUGACAGUACUGCAAAAGCCAAUAUUGGGACACUGAUUCACAAGUGAUACAUUAUGCAGCCUUAGUUUCAUAGAAAGAAUCCUUUUCAUUUUAUUCAUGUCUGUAAUAAAAGUCUAAUGUUGAAAGGUUAAUGUUCAGUGCAAACAAUUGAAUGAUGGCAUUGCUUUUUAGUGCAGAUCUGUCCCAUCUGCUGACAGAUUUGGAGGGGAGAGUGCAGAAUAUGUUCUCAAAUCAAACCUGAUUAUAGCUUUAAACGGAAUAGCAUGUUAGAUAAGCAGGUGUUGUCCUGGUUCUAGUCUGCCAUACUUUAUUCAUCCGUUAAGUCCCGUUGAAUGUAAGUUCUGUUGGAUUUGUUCUCCAGCUAGCUACACAGUUCAACAUUUUGAAGGUCACUUUUGGCAUAUUUGCGGGUACUGACCUUGAGGUUGAUUUGAUCAAGAAGUAAUUACAUGUAAUUUACGUUAAUGUAAGAAUAUCUAUCAUUGUAGACUUUAAAAGUGGAUUUCAGCAACAUGAGGUUAGAGUAAAUGGGCGUAUCGUUCAUUAUGAGAUUUGUUCAUGUAUUGCUUUUAAUUGAGAGCAUCUCUGGUAAACCUAAUAAACUUUUAGAUACAAUUCAGAUGUUUUCUGUUAAUUGAUCACUGUUAUUGAGAACAUGCUUGGACUAGUCUGUGAGCUGGACAUUCCGGCUGCCUGUGAUAACUGUUCUAAUCAUGUUUCCGCACAAAAGUAGGCUGUUAUGAAUUCCAGCAGAUUGGAAAGUUGGUGUCUGUUUUCUUAAUUAUAUUAUGGUUUUGUUUGUGCACUGUUAUGGUCUAAUAAUUAACAUACGUGUGUAAAUAUAAGGAAUUAUUUUGACAAUAAAAUAUUUUCAGAAAUUGA
Messenger RNA from Colossoma macropomum (tambaqui), 2999 nucleotides. RefSeq names its product peroxisomal biogenesis factor 13 (gene pex13). The record is from RefSeq and is a predicted model, not a curated record. Gene Ontology annotation, cellular component: peroxisomal membrane; peroxisome; peroxisomal importomer complex. Lineage: Eukaryota; Metazoa; Chordata; Actinopteri; Characiformes; Serrasalmidae. Gene Ontology annotation, biological process: protein import into peroxisome matrix, docking. Gene Ontology annotation, molecular function: protein binding.